Molecule: messenger RNA, 3135 nt
Organism: Eimeria necatrix
Lineage: Eukaryota; Apicomplexa; Conoidasida; Eucoccidiorida; Eimeriidae
Product: coatomer gamma 2-subunit protein, putative
Exons: 5
Coding region: 1-3135 (1044 amino acids)
Biological process (GO): intracellular protein transport; protein secretion; endoplasmic reticulum to Golgi vesicle-mediated transport
Cellular component (GO): endoplasmic reticulum; COPI vesicle coat; endoplasmic reticulum-Golgi intermediate compartment
Molecular function (GO): structural molecule activity
Source: RefSeq, a predicted model, not a curated record
AUGCCUGGGUGGAUCUCCAAAAGCAGCAGCAGCAGCAGCAGCAGCAGCAGCAAGUUGGGUCUGCUGCAGCAGCAGCCUAGAAAACAGCAGCAGCAGCAGCACGAGGCCAGCCAACGGAAGCAGAAGCAGCAGCAACAGCAGCAGCAAGGCCCUCGCCGUUUCGCGGUCUCAUCGCAGCCGCAGCAGCAGCAGCAGCAGCCGCAGCAGCAGCAGCCGCAGCAGCAGCAGCAGCAGCUGUCCCGGCCGGGCACUGCCGGGCCCCCGAAGAGGCCAGCGUUAGGAGUCCCGCUCCGCAGCAAGAGCCGCGCGGCGCCCCGCAGCGCAGCAGCAGCAGCAGCAGCAGCAGCAGCAGCAGCAGGAGCAGCAGCAGCAGGAGGGAAGAUGCUGGACGCGUCGACGUUGCGUUCGAAGCUGCAGCGGACGCUGCAGCUGGAGCUGUCUUCGUUUGGGGUGUCUGGCGCUGCAGCAGCAGGCGGUUCGGGGCUGGGGCUGCUGUGCAGCAGCAGCAGCAGCAGCAGCAGCAGCAGCAGCGAGCAGGAGAAGAGCAAAGUGCUGCUGGAGGCGCGCUGCUUUGCUGCUUCGCCCCCAGACCCUGUCUGCUGCAGCCGCGUGGCCACGCAGCUGCUGUUCCUGCUGCAGCAGGGUUUGCUGCUGUCUGCUGCUGAAGCUUCGGGGCUUUUCUUUUCACUGACACGGCUGCUGCACGGGAAGCAGCAGCGGCUGCGGCUGCUGGUCUAUUUGCUGCUGCGGCUGCUGCCUGCUGCUGCUUCCGAGGGUUUUGUCUUGACUUCUUCUUUGACCAAAGACAUGGGGGCCCCGCAGCCCAGCGUGCGUGCUGCUGCGCUGCGGUGUCUUGCUGCUGCUGCUGAUGCUGCUGCUGCUGCUCAGACGGAGCGCUACGCUCGUGCUGCACUUGGCGACAGGUCUGCUGCUGUUGCUGCUGCUGCAGUUCGCUGCGGCUUCGCCUUUUGCUCUCUGUCUCGGGAGCUGGUCCGCCGCUGGCUGGAGGAGCUGCAGGCUGCUGCUGCUGCUGCUGCUGCUGCGCCUUUCGCGGCCAUGCACGCGCUGCUGCUGCUGCUGCUGCUGAAGCAGGGCGACCACAUGGGGCAGCUCAAGGCCGUCGCCGCCGUGCUGCAGCAGCAGCAGCAGCAGCAGCAGCAGCAGCGCGCCCCAGUCGUCGACGUCGUGCUGCUGCGCCUCGGCUUCCAGCUGCUGCAGCAGGAAGCAGAUCCUCGCACUCACAGUUUGCUGCUGCAGCACGCGGAGAGCUGCCUCCGCAGCAGCGAGGAGAUGGUGGUGUUGGAAGCAGCGCGGUCUUUGUGUCUGCUGGCAGCAAUGGCGCAGCAGCCGCAGCAGCAGCAGCAGCAGCAGCAGCAGCAGCAGCAGCAGCAGCAGGCGUGGUGCGGGUACAGCAAGCUGGUGGCUUACGACAUGAGCAGCAGCUGCGCAGCACUGGCGCAGCUGUGCAGCAGCAGCAAAGCAGCAGCAAGGUUUGCUGCAACGCGGACUUUGUCGCGGCUGGCGGGCUACAGCUGCUGCCAGCAGCAAGUUGCUGCUGCUGCUGCUGCACUGGAGGGCGUGCUGGGGGGCGCGAACAAAGCAGCAGCAGCAGCAGCAGCAGCAGUGCUGCUGCAGACCGGCGGCGAAGCCCGCACGGAGCGGCUGCUGCAGCGCGUGUCUUCGCUUUGCUUCGGUGCUGCUGCUCUCGAAGCAGCAAAACUCAUUUUAAUCAAAACUGUUGCUGCUCUCUUUUGCUGCUACCCGAAGAAGCACAAGGCUUUUCUUUGCUUCCUCAGCAGCAGCUUGCGGGAGGAGGGCAGCUUGGAGCUGAAGGCAGCAGCAGUUGCUGCGCUGCUGCUGCUGCUGCAGCAGGUCCCAGCAGCAAGACACGGCUGCCUCUCCGCCCUUUGCGAGUUCAUUGAGGACUGCGAAUACCCCACACUCUGCAGCAGGAUUUUGUGUCUCUUGGGGGACGAAGCAGCAACUUGGGCAGCAGAUCCUGCUGCUGCUGCUGCUGCUGCUGCUGCAGCAGGUGACCCUGCUGCUGCUGCAGCAGCAGCAGAAAGCAGCGGCAAGUACCUCCGCUACAUCUGCAACCGCAUUGCCCUCGAGGCUUCCGGUGUACGUGCAGCAGGACUCGACGCAGCAAGCAAAGUCGGCUGCUGCUGCAGCAGCAGGAGGCAGGACGCGCUGCUGCUGCUCGCAGCAGCAGCAGCAGCAGACCCCGACGACGAACGGCUGACAGAAGAGGAAGCAGAAUACGGGGCCGAGGUGUACGUACACGCGUUUGCUGCAGGGGUGGGGCAGCAGCAGGAGCAGCAGCAGCAGCAGCAGCAGCAGCAGGAGCCGCUGCUGCUGCUGCUGCUGCAGCUGCAGGUCACCAACACGCUGCAGCAGCAAACCCUCUGCAAUGUGUCUCCUUACUUGUCUCUCAGAGACACUUCGUGGCGAGCUGUUGCUUGUCUUCCAAUUCCGCAGUUGGCAGCAGGGGAGAGCAGCAGCAGCUACGUGCUGCUGAUGCCUGCAGCAGCAGCAGCAGGCGCAGCAGCAGCAGCAGCAGCAGCAGCAGCAGCAAGGGCCUGUGCUGCAGUCCCCUGCUCCCUCAGCUUUUUGCUGCGCGAAGGCGGAGAUGAUAUUGGCUGCAGCGACGAAUACACUUUGGAGCCCAUAGCCCUCACCACGGCCCACUUCAUCCCAGCGACGCAGCUCUCUGCGAAGCAGUCUGUGCGCUGCUGGAAUGAGCAGCAGCAGCAGCAGCAGCAGCAGCAGCAGCAGCAGCAGCAGCGGCGGCGGCUGUGGCGUAGUAGUAGCAGCAGCGGCGGCGACAGCAGCAGCAGCAGCAGCAGCAGCAGCAGCAGCAGAGUUGCAGGCGCAGCAACAGCUGCGGCAGCAACGGCAAUAGCUGCAGCAUCAAUUGCUGCAGCAGCAAGAGCUGCAGCAGCAAGAGCUGCAGCAGCAACAGCUGCAGCGGCAACAGCAGCAGCAACAGCUGCAGCAUCAGCUACAGCAGAAUCAACUGCUCGAGCAGCAACAGCUGCAGCACUAACUGCAGCAGCAGCAACAGCUGCAGCAGCAGCAACAGCUGCAGCAGCAGCAACAGCUGCAGCAGCAGCAACAGCCGCAGCAGCAGCAUGA